CCACUUCCCCAGCCAGCCGUGCCAGGGUCAUCUUGUUUUUCAAUGAACAGGACUUCCCCGGUAGAGUCAAGGUUGUUGGGGCCUGUUCCCCGCCCGCUCGCUCCGCGGUUAUAAAUAGAAUCAGAAGCCAGUCCGGGGAUGGUGCGCCAAGCAGGCAGAGUAGCUGCUCGGGCCUGGAGGGAGGGAGGGAACCGUCUUGGACUGGCAACGGCCGGAGGGAGUCGCCUUUCUUUCUCGCCCAGCUUUCCAGCCCCAGCCAUGAGCGUGGGUGGGCCGGCUGCAGGCUCCAGAGCCUGCCAGUGCCAAGGUGGAGAGAGCCAACACGCCAUUCUGUAUUCCUUGCUGAGCAGAUCCCGGGGCCCCUCACCUCCCGCGCACUGCCUCUGUGCCCGGAGCCGCACGGUGUGCCUCCGGGCUCCCCAGCACACCUGCCUCGCAGCGGCAGGUGUGCUGGCCAAAACAGUUGCUUUCCUGCGGAACCUGCCCUCCUUUGGCCUGCUGCCGCCGGGGGACCAGAGGCUACUACUGGCCAACUGCUGGGCCCCCCUCUUCCUCCUAGGACUGGCCCAGGAUGCAGUCACCUUUGAGGUGACCGAGAUGCCAGCCCCCAGUAUGCUCAAGAAGAUUCUGCUGGAGGAGAGGAGCCCAGAACCCCAAAGACCCCAGCCCACCCUGGCAGGGGUACAUCGACUCCAGUGCUGCCUCCAUACCUUCUGGAGUAUGGAUCUGAGUCCCAAGGAGUAUGCCUACCUCAAGGGGGCUAUCCUCUUUAACCCUGACACACCUGGCCUCCAGACCGUUUCCUACAUUAAAGGCUUGCAUCAGGAGGCAGAGCAGGCCCUCCAGGAGGCUUUGGCACUCCAUCACCCUGUGGACCGGGGCUGCUUUGCCAGAAUCCUACUUGUGACAUCCACUCUUAAGUCCAUCCCUCCUGCCCUGCUCAGCUCUCUCUUUUUCCAUCCAAUGUUUGGGGAUGCUGACAUCACCAGCUUCAUUGUGGACAAGUUGUUCUUGACUUAACCUCGAGGAGGGUGCCCCUUCUCACUUCCAAAUGCAUUCAGGACCCAGAGGCACCUCGCCUCGUUUACAACACUGCAGAGACUCGGUUUUGAGCUUGUCAAAGAACUUGCUCUGAGGACUGUGCCUCUGAGGAUAGAAUCUGGACUGGCUCAGGACAGGACUCACCCACUGUGCUCAGUCCUGAGCAUUCCUCAGAUCCAGCCUCUGUACCCCUCUUUAAUAGGUGCCAAACCCACGUGGGAUGGGGAUGCUUAUUAGCUCAGCUCCAAUGGUGGACUCUCAAAGACUCACAGCUGGAAAGGAUCUCUGAAGGCAUUUAUUAUUUGAAUAGGAAUUCCCUCUGCAUCCUACUUCUUGACUCAUAAUCUUAAAGGCUUCUCAAGAUGGCGAAUUCAGACCCUCCAAUCUACUGGUUUUGAGGGAUUGGGAAUCAGUCAAUAGGAAAAUAAUGGAGAGAGAGCGGCCUAUAUUUAUUAAAUUCUACAAACAUUUAUUAAGUAGCUGCUGUGUGCCAGAUGCUAUAUUAGGUGCUGAUGAUACAAAAGCAAAAAGGAAACACAUCCCUUGUUUCUUGUGGAAUGCCCAUGUGCUAAGAGUAUUCCACAUCUUAGAAAUUCCCCUUUUCCUCUCUGCAUCCUCUUCCUAUACUUUAUAAUCCAAGGGUUUUUAACUCUUUUUGUGCCAUGGAUUAUUUUGGCAAUCUAGUGUAGUCUACGGACCCUUUUGCAGAAUAAGAACUUUUUUAAAAAAUCACAAUUGGAGGAAAUGUACAAUCUCAAUUAGAAGUUAGUAAGCAUAAAGAUGCAAUUUUUUUCUCAUUCAAGUUCAUGGGUCUCCUGAAGUCUAUUUCUCACAAGGAGUUGAAGUUCAAAUUAAAGACCCCUGUUCUAAAUCUUUCCUGGGAUUGACCAGUCAGAUGCAAGUCUGUGCAACACUCUCCCAAAAUGGGUGAAAUUACACUCAAAAAUGGCCCCAAGGGGACAAAAAUUUGAAACAGCUUACUUUCAUCAAGAAUUUUCCCAUCACCCACUAGGUCUCUAGAAAUAUGAGUAGCCCAGCACUGACACAUAGGCUAUUUGGGGUCACCACCUUCCUACUGUCUAGGGGGAGGGUAUCUCAGUUUCUUUGAACCAUCUCCCUAGUUUUUUCCCACAGGCACCAAAGGAAAAAAGUUAUCUAUCCAUUUUGAGCCUGGAGUGUGGUCAGUGUACCAUUCAUUCCCUCUCCCACCUGAUGACUGUGAAUUUGGACUCUUCAUAAGCUAAGGCACUCUGAAACUUGUACAGAACUAAUUUAAGUUAUUGGUUUUUUAAUAAAAGAUUUUCAUAUCCUUGGAACUCAA
Molecule: messenger RNA, 2362 nt
Organism: Monodelphis domestica (gray short-tailed opossum)
Lineage: Eukaryota; Metazoa; Chordata; Mammalia; Didelphimorphia; Didelphidae
Gene: NR0B2
Product: nuclear receptor subfamily 0 group B member 2
Biological process (GO): negative regulation of transcription by RNA polymerase II; circadian rhythm
Cellular component (GO): nucleus; cytoplasm
Molecular function (GO): transcription factor binding; transcription corepressor activity
Source: RefSeq, a predicted model, not a curated record